AUGGACGACGACUUUCACUCCCUCAACAAGGGAGUCUUCGUUAUUCCUUUCCAGCCCGACGACACCGUGGCCGGUCCUUCCAAGCCUCGCCCGCUGGGCAAGGUGUACGACCAUGCGUACCACCGGUAUGAGACUGCAUACAAGAAGUAUGAAGCAGACCGUUCUGUAGAGCAGUUGGACGAGAUUGCCGAAUGGCUGGAGCGCUGCGACAGUCCACCGAUGCUCAACCGCGCGUUUCCCAUUCAACGCCUCCCACUGGCGAUUAUCCAAAGUCUCUCACCCUCGAUUGUUCCCCGUCUCACGUCCUUAGUCCCCAACGCUGUUACAGUCAACGGCCGAGACAUGUCCGACCUCGCAUCGGCUACGCGUGCUGUGGCUGUCGGCUUUUUGGGAGAAGCUGCUUUGGCUUCAAGGAAAGCGGGCAGGACACCCAUUGACGAGGUCGAGCGUUGGUGGCGUGGUUUGCAUGACCAACCCCCACUGCUGCUGCACAUUCAACAAGCACAGUUGGUCUCUACCGCCGUUCUCUCGAAGAUAAUGUACAUCUUUAAUCUCCACGCCGACAUUCCUAUCCGCCUUCUCGUCUCCGUCCCAUCCAUCAACAUUUUCAUGUCCACCUGGACCAUGGUCGAGCCCAGCGAGGUGGACCUGAGCAUUCUCAGCAGCGGACGGACAAGGAAGCGCUCCGCUGGAGUUCAUGCUAUCCUAAAGGCCGCAUCUGAUUACCAAGAGGUCCCCAUCGCCAUCACCGACGAGUUGGCGGAAGAGCUCGGUGGAGAGGAAGAGCUGUUGGGUGGCGGGGCUGCAGGAACACUCAAGUCACUGAAAUGGCUUUUGUUGCACCACAGCUACACUUCACCGCUGGCAUCCAUUGCCGAUGACGAGAGCAGCGACUCUCUCCGCAAAGUUCAGGCGUUGGUUGACGAGAUCAAGGAAGGACAUAAUGGGUCGGGAACCCAUCUGUUCACAAUGGAUACAAACGCCGACCUCAUUUCUGUGCAGAACCCCACCCCUCGCUUGUCCAUUUUACAGGCACUGUCCAAGCCCUCGACGUUCUUGCCUACUACCUCUCCUGCGAUUGGCGAUUUGCACGGUCAUGAAAACGGCGCCGAGGCCGAUGGGGCAGACCCCAACAGGACAUCACCCCUGACAUCUCGCAAGUCUGGCUCCGCAACGCCGAAGGACGAUGACGCUGUGGUAGGAGGUCAGCGAAGGAGUGACGUUGCAGAGAUGGCAGAUUGCAAUGGGGAACCAGCCGCCAGUCGUCCCUCCAACGACCUCUCCAGUGGCUCAGAAGCCUUCAAGGCAGUCGAGGCACUGUACGCUCUCUGGCAAUCCGGUGGCAAGUCGGUCAAUCUGUGGGACUGGCUGGAGGGUUUCCGCGCAGCCGUGGACGAUGAAGAUGACGACGACGAGGACGACGGAGAUGUCUCUGGCGCAUAUGGAGCGGACGAGGACACUACACCUCAAAGGGGCAAGCGCAAGCGGAGGGCCGACGAGGAGAAUGGACGGGACCCAGAGGAGGAAGCCGAAAAGCAAGCGCGGCAACAUGCUACAUUCAUUCGCUUCGUCGAAGAGUCGCGUAUGCUUGGACUUGUUCGCGCACGCGGAAGCCGUACCUCUAAACGCGCAGACGAAGUCGUGAAGGGAGUGUUGAUGAUUUGA
Apiotrichum porosum is the source of this 1665-nucleotide messenger RNA. RefSeq lists its product as uncharacterized. Gene Ontology annotation, molecular function: DNA replication origin binding. Gene Ontology annotation, cellular component: nuclear origin of replication recognition complex; nuclear pre-replicative complex; DNA replication preinitiation complex. NCBI's taxonomy places the organism in Eukaryota, Fungi, Basidiomycota, Tremellomycetes, Trichosporonales, Trichosporonaceae. The transcript is spliced from 10 exons. Gene Ontology annotation, biological process: DNA replication initiation; DNA replication. The coding region runs from base 1 to 1665 and encodes 554 amino acids. The record is from RefSeq and is a predicted model, not a curated record.